AUGCUCUUUUUAUUAUUUUUCGCGUUUUUCGCGCAAAUUUUGGCUGCGGCGCCGAAAUACGAGUAUGAAAUCCACGUGGCUGGCAGUUUGAAGUGCGGUCAAUAUCCGGCGGCUUCGGUGCUCGUAAGAUUGUGGAAGGAUAAUGAACGUGAGUUUUUUGGGUACUGUAGGGGUACUGUAGAAAAUUCCACGUAUUUUGAUACCAAACAUGCCUGGGGUUACUGUAGAAAAAAUUUGAAAAAAAAUUUUUUUUUCGAAAACAAAAUUAAACUUUUUUGGGUCUUGCAACGAUCAUACUGUAGUAUUUUUGACGCCAAUUUUUCUAGGGGUACUGUAGGGGUACUGUAGAUCAAUUUUGGCGCGAAAAUUCCACGUUUUUUGAUACCAAACAUGCCUAGGGGUACUGUAGAAAAAAUUUGAAAAAAAAAAUUUUUUUCGAAAAAAAUUAAACUUUUUUGGGUCUUGCAACGAUCAUACAGUAGUAUUUUUUAACGCCAAUUUUUUUUCUAGGGAUACUGUAGGUGUACUGUAGGUUUUGGCGUCGAAAUUUUUGAUUCAAAACUUUGACCGAUCAGAUGGAAAUCAAAAAUUGAUAAGAAAAUUCAAAAAAUCACAUUUUUGACGCUACAGUAAUCUUAUAGGGUUACUGUAGACAUGGAAAAUUUUAGGAUUCAAAAAUAACUACAGUAUACUUUUGCGAAUCGUUGCAAGACCCAAAAAUUAGAAAUUUUCAGGCCUAGGCUUAUCUAGACUCAAAAAAUCCCCAUUUUUCCAGGCACAAUCCUCAACCAAACAUUCGCCGACAAAUCGGGCCAUUUCGGGCUUUCGGCCCAAUUAUCCACCGCCAAUUUCGACCCGAUCAUCGUGAUUUUUCACGAUUGUGACGAUGGCGUCAAACCGGGCCAGCGAAAGCUGAAAUUCCAGAUUCCACGUCACUACAUUGCUCAUGUUAGUGCUCCAAGGAAGAUUUUUGAGUUAGGCCAAUUCAAUUUGGAGACUGUGAUGAAGUACAACGAGGAGAGACAACAGAGUUUGGAGAGACGCAGACAUCGCAGACACAUGCAUAAGAGUGCGAGAAGUCAGAAUUUGGAGAGAAUGGCGAGAGAGGGCGAGAAUCAGACGACGAGAGAGCAUUUGAGAAGACAUAGAGCGAGACGCAGUGAUGAUUUUGAGAUGUGAGUACUGUAGAAUUGUAGGCCGUGAAAAAUGGAGCAUUUUGAGUCUAGACAAGCCUAGGCUCAAACUAGACUCUAGUUUUCGAUUGAAAUGUGAAAUUUGAGAUUUUUUGAGCCUAAAUAAGCCUGGGCUCAAACUAGACUCUAGUUUUAGAUUGGGGCUUGAAAUUUGGGAUUUAUUGAGUCCAAAUAAGCCUAGGCUCAAACUAGACUCUAGUUUUCGAUUAAGAUUUGAAAUUUGCGAUUUUUGAGUCUAAAUAAGCCUGGGAUCCAAACUAGACUCUAGUUUUCGAUUCCACGUGGCAAGUACAGUACCCCAUCCCAAACUCACUUGAAUUACAGUACUCCUACAGUAAUCUGGAAAUUGCGAAAUGAUCAAAAUUUUGAAAAUUCGGGUUUUUUUUUUUCAAAAUGACGUGGCAGUUUUUCCAGGUUUACACGUUUUCACGUUAAAAUUCUGAAACUAGACUCUAGUUUAUAUUACUUUUUCAAACUAGACUCUAGUUUGAAACAGGAAUUCUGAACUUUAAUAUGAGCAAUGUGCAAAUUUACACUCAAAAAAUCGAAAAUUUCAAAUCUCAAUCGAAAACUAGAGUCUAGUUUGAGUCUAGGCUUAUUCGGGCUCAAAAAACCGCAAAUUUUCGCGCCAAAAAUCCACGUGUCAUGAAAUUUCUUGCAGCGUGGAAACCGAUGACGUCACCACCAAAAAACACCACCACAAAUCCACCACCAAAAAACCGACUACGGUCAAAAAAACGCUCUUCGACUCGGAACCCGAUGAUCGAUAUGAUCCAUGGUAA
This is a messenger RNA of Caenorhabditis angaria, 1975 nucleotides long. Lineage: Eukaryota; Metazoa; Nematoda; Chromadorea; Rhabditida; Rhabditidae. The record is from the annotation of a GenBank genome assembly.